GAGGAGGAUAUGUGAAAAGACAAGUCCUCUGGUCUGCACCUUUCCAUAGGAUGAGUGAGUCUUUUCCAACUCAUUAAGGAGCACGAACUUUUGGCUGGCGAAUGAGCUGCAGCAGACCUCCGGAAAGGUGCGAACAAGCUGGCUUGGGGCAGGAGCAACGCUGCUAGGCAGCACGUGGCAGCAGAACGGGGGCAGCUCCUCGAAACCCUAGAAGUGCCUCGCUUCCCCGGGCCCCGCCAUGUGAGCUCUAAGAGUAACUUAACGCGGGCUGCGGGCGGGGUCUUGGUGAUGUAACAGGAAGCUCUGAUGGCUCGCUGCUGCCGCCGCUCCUCACUCAGCAGCUGAACCUCUCCCGGCGCUGCCCAGAGCCGGGCUUCUCUGCCGGGCGCCUCUGCUGGCACCGCCGGACUCUCGGACUGGACCGUGCCCAGCGGGCGUCUGCGCGAUUCCCAGCCGUCCGGGCGGGGAGGCAAAGGAGCAGCUCUCCGCUCCGUUGCUGGAAAGGGAGAUCCAAGUGAUCGAGCUCUGAACAACUCCGCGUGUUUUUGUGCUGCUCUGACAUUUUGUCAACAUGGAUUAACAACAAAAAUGAAAAUUUAGAGAUCUGAAUUGCUAUUGGAAUUUGCCCUUCUUAUCCCACGGACAUUGUCUUCUACUGGGAAAACAGUUUAAUUCAAUCGCAGUAUAAAAUACACUACAUUGGAUAUAAAAAUGACAAAAAACUGGGUCACAUUUUUGCUGUUCUUCCUCUCAGUUACUAUGCUAUUUGCCACUGCUAUUCCAUCCGAAGGUCAUCAGAAUAUGACAGAGGACUUGGGUCAACUGAGUGUUACACGGAAUAAAAUUAUGACAGCGCAGUAUGAAUGCUACCAGAAAAUUAUGCAAGAUCCUAUUCAUAGGAAAGAAGGUCCUUACUGUAACAGGACGUGGGAUGGCUGGUUGUGCUGGAGUGAUGUUGCUGCAGGAACUGUAUCAGUACAGCAUUGUCCUGACUACUUCCAAGAUUUCAAUCCAUCAGAAAAAGUUACAAAGAUCUGUGAUCCAAGUGGGAACUGGUUUAGACACCCAGAAAGCAACAGGACAUGGACGAACUACACCCAGUGUAAUAUCUAUACGCAUGAGAAAGUGAAGACUGCUCUGAAUUUGUAUUAUUUGGCUAUCAUAGGACAUGGUCUUUCAAUUGCAUCACUUCUGAUUUCUCUUGGCAUAUUCUUUUAUUUUAAGAGCUUGAGUUGCCAAAGGAUUACCCUACAUAAAAAUCUCUUUUUCUCUUUUGUUUGCAACUCUGUUGUAACAAUAAUUUCACUGACUGCAAUUGCCAACAAUCAGGAGUUAGUUGCAGCUAAUCCAGUUAGCUGCAAAGUGUCAAUGUUUAUCUACCUGUAUCUAAUGGGUUGCAACUACUUCUGGAUGCUAUGCGAAGGCAUUUACCUGCACACUCUUAUUGUGGUGGCGGUUUUUGCUGAGAAACAGCACUUGAUGUGGUAUUACCUUCUUGGCUGGGGUUUUCCACUGAUCCCUGCCUGCAUACAUGCUGUUGCUAGAAGCUUUUAUUAUAAUGACAACUGUUGGAUCAGCUCUGAUACUCAUCUGCUCUACAUCAUCCAUGGCCCUAUUUGUGCUGCUCUAUUGGUGAAUCUUUUCUUCCUGUUAAAUAUUGUCCGUGUACUUAUAACCAAGCUGAAAGACACCCACAAGGCAGAAUCCAACCUAUACAUGAAAGCAGUACGAGCUACCCUCAUUCUGGUUCCCCUGCUUGGCAUUGAAUUUGUGCUGUUUCCAUGGCGACCAGAAGGUCGAAUCACUGAGGAAGUCUAUGACUAUGUGAUGCACAUCCUUAUGCAUUACCAGGGCCUACUGGUAGCUACAAUUUUCUGCUUCUUCAAUGGAGAGGUCCAAGCUGUUUUGCGAAGACACUGGAAUCAGUACAAAAUCCAGUUUGAGCACAGUUUCAGCCACUCAGAUGCUAUGCGCACCGUCUCCUAUACAGUAUCAACAAUCAGUGAUGUUCAAGGCUACAGCUACAAUCACGACUGUACCAGCGAACAUUUAAAUGGCAAGGGCUAUCAUGACACGGAGAGUGUAGUUUUAAAAACUGAAAAGCUCUAUGGUUGACUGAAAAGACUCUGCAUAUGCCAGUGUUCACCCUCAUAGUUUAUGAACUUGAAGUUUGAUUUAAUGACUUAAUGGCCAGAAGAUUUUAUCUAACUUGGAGUAUGAUUUUCUCCUGAAUGAUGCAAACUAAAACAACACAUUUUUGUAUGUAUAUAUACAUGUGUUUCUGUUUAUGUCUAUUGAUAUAGUAUGGACAUCCAUACAUACAUAUAUAGCUAGGUAGAUAUAUGUGCAUUUAUAUAAGCAUACAAACUUUGCCUCUUCAGUUUCUACUAUGUAGACAAAGUUGGCAAUUUUUUGUACAAAGGGAAUCAAUGAAUGAAGGAUUUUGUAUUUUCUUGGAAGUUCGUAUAAAGACUGGGUUGUACUGAAGCCACUUCAUUUGUCUAUAGAAACUUAGGGUGUAAAUACCAUACUGUAUUGUCUUAAUUAAACCUAAAAGUGAACAAAGGAAAAUUGUUAAAAUAGGUGCAAUAGUUACAGAAGAAUGUCCAGGUUAAUUUUAUGUCCAGCAUUUGAUUGCCAAAAACAUACAAAAAACAAAAACAAAAACAAAAAAUGCCAACAGUUAUUCUAAGAUAAUAGUCUCAUGACAUUAAUGCUGAACCAGUUCGAUUUUGCAACUGUUUUUAAUGAAACAUCAGAGAUGCUAGUGCAAGUCUAAGAUUCUAUUUACUUGUGUAUUGCAGCAUAACAGUUUACAGCAAGCCUUGAACGAUUUUAUUUAAACUGUUUUCGUAUACACAGGAGUGUCUCCUCCUCCUCAAGCUUAUGAAUGCACAUGAGAUCAAUGAUGAAGCCUUACUGAAAAGUAAGAAAGAGUACAGAAAGAAUAGUAACCCGAAUACCUGUAAAUCCAUCUCAAUGUUACAUUAAUUCAAGCUGAUGGAACUUCGCUGUGUGCUUAAGCACUUUACUCUGCUGGGAAAAAUCAUGUACAGAUUUUGUUGUAGCCAUGUUAUUUGUUUUGUUUUUCUUUUAAGUAUUUCUGUGGCCAAUAUGCUUGAUAAAAUUAUUCCUUCGGUUUGGGGGACAAUGUUUUGUUUAAGUUUGUGGCUUGUUUAGUCAGAGAAAAGCAGACCGGACUGAACACAGUGCAAAUGAUACGCUACCUUUAAAGCCAGUGUAUGAGGUAGAUUAAUCAAGUAAAUUAAUGUCAAUAACAUAUUAUUCCAUUGUUUUGAAAAUCCAGUAUAGGAUUUACCUUAGAAAACUUUAAGGAUUAAGCAUUUUAAUAUUAUUUGAGGGGUGCUUGAUUCAGAACAGUUCUUUUUAAGAAAGUUGUUUCUUUGGUUCUACUGGUUUAUAGAGGUCUCAGUGAAAAAUGAGAAGGUUGUGGAGAAGGUAUUGAAAAAAUAUGUCUGUGUUUGUACGUCUUUAUACUUUAAAGAAAGAGUAGUUAUCUUAAGUGAAACAAAAUGUUCAAGUAUAAGAAAUGAAUUUGUAUAAGUAAGUCUUACUAAAAAGCUCAGAAGUAGAAAAAGAUUUUAUAAGUCUGUUUUGCAGAAAGUCUACUUCAAAGUUGGAGGAGAAAAAAAGAAGAGUGGAUAGAGGAGCUUAUCAACAAUUACAAUGCUAACAUGCAUCAGGUAAGCAAGUCAAAAAACUGACAGCUUUUUCUGAAACCACUUUACUUCUAAGUACUUAAUUUUGUUUAUGAAGAACUUGACUUUUACAUCUAAACACUUCUGUCAGUAGCCUUUCUAUAGGCUUCAUUAACAUAGAAUUAAUUUGCUGUCUCGGUGUUUAUUAUUUUGUAACUUUAUAAGGCUUCACAUGCUUUGCAUUUAGAAGGAAAAUGUUAGGAGGAUGCAGUAAAUUCGUGCUACUUGCACUUUUUGUGUUUUUUUAAUAUUUCUUUUGUCUAGAAUUUGAAUUUAGAGUUUUGUUAAUGAUGUAGUUUCAUGAUACAGAAUCUCAGCUAAGAUAUUAAAAUCAAGAUUUCUGUUAAUCUACAAGGCUAUCUGCUCGAGUGGUGGAAAUAACAUGAAAAAUCAGUUGGAUGCUGUACUAGAGUAGUGUAAAAUCUGAAAAUACUGUCUCACAGCAUCUGAUGAUGGUAUCUAUUCCAACACGAUUAGAAGUUGGUUACAACUCAACUUGCUCAUUUUUUUAAUAAGUAAUUAAGUAAUUAAGCUUUACUUAAGAAUCUUUGCAAUGUUCCAAAAAUGGAAUAUUUACUGGUAUAAAUCUUUGAGUUCCAAGUUUAGAAUCAGUGGGUACCAGCUGAGAAUCAAAGCCUAUGCAGAUACUUGUAUAUUGGAAAGUGCUUCACAGUCCUGUAUGGUGUAUUAUGUGACAAUUAUUUCAGUGGUACCUGGUGGGUUGUUACAGUUAAAAUGUAACAACUGAGAUAGAUUUUGAAUUCAGUUUACUUCUCAGCUAGGCAGUUAAAAUUAAAUUUAAAAGCCUGCAAAUUUGUGUCUUUUAAUACAAAGUACUAAAUGCUAGUAGCUCAAUGUCCUCUGCUGAGAGACACUUGUAAUUCAGUGGGGGAGACUGCUUUUCCACAGAAACUAUCCUGCUACUAGGUGGACAGUCACAGCAUGUUUCUAGGUGCACUUUUGAAACGGUAACACAGCAAGCUGGAUAUGCAAGAAAACAUUCGUGGCUGUACAGGGAGAGUACAUUCCCUCCUCCUCAUGAGGUUCUAGUUUGCAUCGAAAAUUAUAAAUUCCAUAUUUUGUCUUCCUACCUCUCCUUUUUCAGUUCCUACAUAGCAAAGAGUAGAGUCUGCUUCUUAAUUUAUUCUUUUUUUUUUUUUUUUUUGGUCACUAUAAAUUAAAAUCAAAUCUUUCUGCUGAGAUUUCUUCUUGUGGGUUAUAUUCUACUUUAUUGGAAUACUGUAGUCAUUGCCUGUAAUGUCUGGAAUGGAAGAAAACUUUUGGGGGGCUGUGAGAUUCUUUUCAACAGGCAGACAGUUAUCUAUCAUUGUUAUUUGCUCUUUUGUUAUUUACUGAGCACUUAUUGUAUCACUUUGAAGGGGGCUACAAAAAUGCUUGUCUUACAUUUAGUAUAUGGAACUCUACAACGUUAGUUAUAUAUUAAAUGGAAUGUCUAUUUUUAAUGCUACUGUCAUCAAUUAGUAAAUGCCACAGUUUGAUUCUCCACUGCAGGGUCCCCUCAGUUUAUUAUUACAGUGAAAUAUUACCAGCUAUUCUAUGUAUUUUUUUUUUUCAUUGUGACGAUCUCUUAGAGUGCUUGGCUGUAGAAAUGCUGCAACACAUACUCUUGUUCAUGUUGUGAAACAUUUGGGCUGGAAACCCGAUAACAUUCAAAUAUUGUACUGUGUAAAUAAGACUAAUAGAAGCUAUAGCAUUGUAUUUAUUGCUUCCACUAAGAAUGAAAUAGAAAGAAAGGUGAAAAGUUAUUUUUUGGUUGUGCUUUAUUUUCACUUCUUUCAUAUGAGUCAUAACACAUUUUAUUUGCAGAAAGAAAUAUUAUGUUUGCGAUCAAUAAAAUAUUACUACAUUUAUACAGA
Messenger RNA from Numida meleagris (helmeted guineafowl), 5596 nucleotides. RefSeq names its product calcitonin receptor like receptor (gene CALCRL). The transcript is spliced from 14 exons. The record is from RefSeq and is a predicted model, not a curated record. The coding region runs from base 712 to 2115 and encodes 467 amino acids. Gene Ontology annotation, molecular function: calcitonin receptor activity; adrenomedullin receptor activity; calcitonin gene-related peptide receptor activity. Gene Ontology annotation, biological process: cell surface receptor signaling pathway; adenylate cyclase-activating G protein-coupled receptor signaling pathway; angiogenesis. Gene Ontology annotation, cellular component: plasma membrane. Lineage: Eukaryota; Metazoa; Chordata; Aves; Galliformes; Numididae.